AUGCACCUCUCCCAGCUGCUGGCCUGCGCCCUGCUGCUCACCCUCCUCUCGCUCUGGCCCUCUGAAGCCAAGCCCGGGGCGCAGCCGAAGGUCCCGCGAGCUCCGCUAGGGGAGGUGUCAGCCGCGUCCCAUGCUGAGGGCGUCGGUCAGAAGAAGCGCGACAAGAUUCCCGGAGGCGGUGGCUCCAACCUCAGGGGCGACCAGGCGCGACUGCUCCGGGACCUGCGCGUGGACACCAAGUCUCGAUGGGUCCGCCUCCUGCAGGAGAACCCCAACGCUCGCAAACACAAAGGCAGCAAGAAGGGCACGUCCAAGGGCUGCUUCGGCCUCAAGCUGGACCGGAUCGGCUCCACCAGCGGCCUGGGAUGUUAGUGCGGCGACCCCUGGCGGCGGUUCGGGAACUUGCUCCGUUGUGCUGAGGUCAUCCUUGGUCAUCUGGAAGCACCUCCAAGGCAAUGUAGCUUUUACAUUUCUUUCUUUCGUUUUUUUUUCCCCUUGUGGUACUGGGAAUCCACAACACCAGCUGUUUUAUUAUUAUUUGGGAAGGGGGGGGUAUGGUUUUAUCGUUUGUUUGUUUUUGAAAAUGAAAAAUAAAAAGUUAUAUAUUAUAUAUAUAUAUGAUAUACAUGAAACACACCUACACCGACGUGAUGACAAGGGACAGUUUUUAAGAGACCGACAAAACCAGCUGUAAACAUUGCUGUCUGUAAAUUCAUGUCAUGCAUAAAUGUAUUUAUGUUGUAAAGCUAUUUAUAUUGUUUAUAAAGAGAUAUUUAUAAAAAUUUUAUUUAUGUAACUAAAUGAAAGAAGCCAAUCAUUGUAAUGUUUUUGUCUUAACUAGUUGAAAAAUGUAAAGAAAAGUCAUUCCGUGAACG
This is a messenger RNA of Miniopterus natalensis, 875 nucleotides long. The record is from RefSeq and is a predicted model, not a curated record. Lineage: Eukaryota; Metazoa; Chordata; Mammalia; Chiroptera; Miniopteridae.